Dermatophagoides pteronyssinus (European house dust mite) is the source of this 1569-nucleotide messenger RNA. Its product is annotated as asparaginyl-tRNA synthetase-like. Gene Ontology annotation, biological process: asparaginyl-tRNA aminoacylation. Gene Ontology annotation, cellular component: mitochondrion. Lineage: Eukaryota; Metazoa; Arthropoda; Arachnida; Sarcoptiformes; Pyroglyphidae. The record is from RefSeq and is a predicted model, not a curated record. Gene Ontology annotation, molecular function: ATP binding; asparagine-tRNA ligase activity.
UUGGAUAGCGGAGAAAAUUUCCAAAAAAAAAAAUUCUUUCAAAUUAAAAUUGUCAGCUGAACCAAAAUUUUAAUUUGAAAAUGAUUUCGUCUAUCAAUUCUAUUCGUUAUCGUUUUCAUCAAUUUAUUUGUCGUAGAUAUUGUCAUAAUAUUCGAUCAUUAGAUACAAUCAGAAAAAUUCUUGAUUAUGGCCAACCCUCCGAUUGUUAUCAAUAUAAAGUUUAUGGUUGGAUACGUGGGAAGAUACAAAAGAAAAAAUCUAAAUGGUUUCUUCAGCUAGAUGAUGGUAGUUCUGCUGAACGUUUGCAAGUUAUUAUACCCGUAUCAUUGAUGGAACUAAAUGAUCGUUCAAGAAUACAAAACGGUGCAUCAUUAGAAUGUAUUGGACGUUUGUCAGAAAGUUUAGGCCAUCAACAAUCUUUGGAUUUUCUUUGUGAUCAAUUCACUGUGAUCGGUGAUUGUCCACCUGAUCAUUAUCAGAUUGGCCAUUUGAAAAGUGGCAUGGAAUUUGAUUUACUUCGUGAACAAAUUCAUCUGCGGCCUAGAGUUCGAUAUUUUCAAUCGAUUCUGAGGAUAAGAAAUGAAUUAUCUCGUGCUAUUCAUAAAUUUAUGUCUGAUAAUCAAUUUAUUGAAGUACAAGUGCCAUUAAUCACUGCAAACGAUUGUGAAGGUGGUGGUGAAUGUUUUACAUUAAAUCCCGCAAAUUGGCCUAUUACUAAUCCAGAAAGAUUAUACUUUGGUCGUCCAACAUAUUUAACGGUAUCGGGUCAACUUCAUCUGGAAGCAAUGGCCAGUUCAUUAUCUCGUGUUUAUUGUCUAAGUUCAGUGUUUCGAGCAGAAAAAUCAAUGUCUCCCAAACAUUUGAGUGAAUUUUUAAUGCUUGAAUUGGAACAAGCUUUUCUUUUCGAUCUCAAAACUUUAAUGUCAUUGGUAGAAUCGCUUUUUCGUUAUCUUCUCGAUGAAAUCGAAAAAAAUUGUCAAAAAGAUUUAGAAUUUCUAUUGGAUAUGAAUCAGCAUCAUAAAUAUUAUGAUAAACUUAAAAGCUCUAAAUUCCUUCAAAUUUCUUAUCAAGAUGCUUGUCAAAUGUUAUCGAGUAAAUAUCCUCAAUUGAAUGAAAAUAAAAAAAUGAAUCUUAAUGCAGAAAUGGAACGAUCCAUUUUGGAAAUCUGUGAUCAUCAACCAAUUUUUGUAACAAAUUUCCCCAUGGAAAUUAAACCUUUCUAUAUGAAAUCUACUGAUGAUGGUACAAUGGCACAAUGUUUUGAUUUAUUAACUCCAAUUUGUGGUGAAGUAUGUGGCGGUAGUCUAAGAGAAAAUCGUUUAGAACGUUUAGUUGAACAAAUCAAAUCGAAAAAUGUGAUCAAUAAUACUAAUCAAUUAGAAUGGUAUCUAGAUUUGCGAAGAUUUGGAUCGGUACCAACUGGCGGUUUUGGUUUUGGUUUUGAUCGAUUUCUGCAGACUGUUUGUGGUGUUGUCAAUAUUAAGGAUGUUGUACCAUUUCCUCGUUGGCCUUAUCAUUGUAGAUUAUAAUCUGAAUUUUCAUUAGACCAUUACAAAAUUGAUUGAAAUA